CAUUUACAUUUCCGGUAAAUAAGAACAGGCUUGUUGAUAAACAUAUCUAGCCUAUUUUUGAGUUCAAGUCGUUAAUCCUCACCAAAUGAUCAACUUUUAACCAUUAAUGGUAUACUACCGGUAAAUUGGAACAUCAUGUAGAAGAAAAACAUCGUUAUUUACAGAUAUGGCCAAUUACUUUGGACCAAACUCUGCAGCCUGGACUGCAAGAUCUGGGGUGGUUCUAGACCCAGAGAAAAAUGGUCCAAUGGCCUUCAAUGGAGCCCCGAAUAUAAACAUGAUUAUGUCUCAGGCUGUGAACAUGGGGUUUGAUGACAAACAGAGUGUACCACACAAUAUUGGACAAAAUUUACAAUCACAGAGAGAUGGUCAAAAUGUAGGCUUGGCAUCAUCUGGUGAAAAUAUCUUAUCUCAGUCAAAUGGUCCUCAUUUUAAAAAUGCCAGUAUUGUUCACAACUCAAACAUGCAAACCAUGGUUGCUUCAAACUCAGGAAUUCAUCAAAAUAUGAUUCCAAACAGUAUGACACCUCAGUCAGGAGGUUUUUCUGUAAUGAAUUUAAUGGAUAGAGGUGCAUCAGAUGUGAAUUCUGUGUCCAUGGGUGGUCCAGGAAUGACUUCAAUGAAUGAUAUGAUGGGUGGUCAAGGUAUGCCGCCGAUGAACCCCAUGGGAAGAACUAUGACUUCUACAAUGAAUUCUGUGUCCAUGGGUGGUCAAGGAAUGACUUCAAUGAAUAAUAUGAUGGGUGGUCAAGGUAUGCCUUCGGUGAACUCCGUGGGAAGAACUAUGACUUCUACAAUGAAUUCUGUGUCUAUGGGUGGUCAAGGAAUGACUUCAAUGAAUAAUAUGAUGGGUGGUCAAUAUAUGCCACCAGUGAAUUCCAUGGGAAGAACAAUGACUUCAACAAUGAAUUCCACAGGAUACAACAAUAUGACAGGAUUACCUCUGAUGAAUGCCAAUAUACCAUCUCACAUGUUUAUGCAGACUGUAAACUUUGAUUCUUCACAGAACCAAGAAGAUAUGAAUAAAACUAUGGAAACAUCUAUGGAUCUACUGGAACAGCAGCAGGCCAUGGAACAAAGCAAGUUGUUACACAGAUUUAAAGAACUCAGGCAGUUACAGAUACAACAACAAGAAAUGUUAAUGAAACAACAGCAAGAUCAACUAGAGUCACUCAGAUUUGAACAACAAAAUGUACAUUCUGUUAUAGCUAAACAACGGAAAAAUCAGUGGGGAGGCCAGGUAAAUACAGAUUUAGGUGAAACAAGAACACCACCCAAACGACAGAAAGUACCAGGCAGUGGAUUGGCUAAAGCAAUGAGCAUGACACAGCAAUCACAACAAUCACAACAAUCACAACAAAGUUACGUGGACUAUGCUAAUCAGUCUGCCUUGCCAUGCCCAGUGAUGUAUGUCCCACUGAAUGAUGAAAAUGAUGAGAUCAAGACCAACCCUGACCUGUUUAGUGAUACCAAUUCUCAUGUAGGGAGCCAGUGUACAGAGGAUGGAUUUAGACAGUUACCAGAUUCUGCUUCUGAAGUUGGAGAAAUCCCACAGCUACCAAGCAAGAAACCAGUCAGUAGAGUUUCAACCAUGCACAUGUCUAUGAAGAAAAGUUUAACGGAAGAUUUGGAGCAAGAUGAAGGUUUUGGUACUCAGUCAUUCAGGUCAUCAGGUCAGACUGAUCACCUCAGGCCUAAUAGACAAAUGGACAUGAUGAAUGGUCAAGAAGUUUAUCAUGAGGAUGAGGACAGUGUCCAGUUAGAGGAGCAGAACCUUGACCAGGAAGAAGACUACGAUGAUGAUGAUGACGAGGAGGAGGAGGAGGAGGAUUUUGAUGAGGAGGAGGACCAAGAUCAUGUGACCUCAGAAGAGGAAGAUAGACCAGUGACAGGUGCUACACUAGAUGACAGACCAGUAAUUGGAUUAGGAGAGAAAAAGACUUUUGAAGAAUUACUAGAAGAACAACUAAGAGCAGAGGAGGAGAGGAUGAGGUUACAAUCAUCAAAAGGAGAAAACGUAGACAGUCCAAAGAGAUGUUUUUUGAAGAAGGGACAAGGUAUUGCUAGGUAUGGUUUACCAUCCAAAUCCAAACCAAUAAAAGAUUUGAAAUCUGUAAAACCUAAAGUGGAUAGUAAUUCCUCACAGCAAAAUAGACCAUCAAAACCUGAUACUCAACAAAAUAAGUCUGCCAGACAAGACAGUAACUCAAGUCAGCAAAAUAAAGCAGCAAGGGGAGAUAAUAGACUGAAUAAAAUGUCAAAGGGAGACAAUUUAACAAAACUUCAGAAGGCUGGAGGAAAAGAAGAUGGUCAAGGACCCAAGAAAAGAGCGACCUGGCAAGACAGAAAUAAACUGAACUUGAAGACCUCACCAGCAAAGAACCAGAAACUAAUUAAAUCUCCAAAUGCCAGAGAGGAUACACUGCCAAAAUAUCAGCAAGCAAGUAAUGUCAAUGAUCAAAAAGUACAAGAUAAAAGACAACUUAAUAAACCUCCUGCAAAAGGAGAACUUCCCAAAGGGAGACAACAAAUUCAGAAACCAAGUGGAAAUGUAAAUAAGCAACAAAGAAUUGAGGAAAGGGAAACACUGUCAAAGUCCCCUGAUUUCAUUUCUGAUAAUGAUUCAUUUGUUGCAAGGAUUAAUCAAAGAGCAAAGAAUGAUGUGUUAGAAAAAGAGGAGGUUGAUGAAUUUGAAUAUCUAGAGAACUGUGCAGACAAUAUGUCAUUCUGUAGUCAGUCAUCAUUUGUUACCAAAAUAUUACAGAAAGAUAGAAUGAAACAUGAUCCCUUAAAACCUUUACAACAGUCUCCCAGAACAUCAGUUGCCAUGCAGCUUCAAGCUACAAUAAAAAAUGCUACACAACAACAUCAGAGUUUACAGCAAAAUGCUCACAGGAACGUGGAGUCAGAAAAUAUUGAGCAACCAGUACUUCAGCCUGAACAGGUGAAGAAACAAGAAUUGAAAGUGAUAAAACCACAAGAUCAAUCCGAUGAGGAGGAUGAAAGUUCUGUAGAAGAGGAUGAUGACGAUAAGGAAAAUGAAGAUGAGGAGGAAGAGGAUAGUGAGGAAGAAAGCAGUGAUGAAACUGAGAGUGAAGAUGAUAGUGAUAGUGAUGAUUCUGAUGAAGAGCUGCCAAAAUCUCCUACAAAGGUCAUGACAAGGAAAGUGGCAUCUCAAAACACUGUAUCAAAUUUAUUACAAAAACUGAAAAUAAAUUCACAUAAUGAUUCUACAGCUAGUCUGAAUACAAGUUCAUAUGUACCGAACCCUAAAUCUCCUUUAGUUAUAUCUAAAGAAGUAACUACGGCAAGUAAAUCUAAGUCAGAUACUAAUUCUCAAGGAUUUAAUGGUCUAGAUGAAAGUAUUGAUUCUACAGAUUUUAAAAUUCAUAGUCAAAUUUCUAGUCUAAGAAAAUCAACAGAUUCUACGUCUGACGAUGGGAAAAAUGACAGUGACGAUAGCGAAAAUUCUUAUUCAAACUUGAAAAUUCUUCCUAAAAGGACUGGAAAAUAUGAUAGUAGUGAGACUGAUAGUAAAUUUACCUCUGACUCAGAUAAUAAGCUUCAAAGUGAAUCAGAUGAUAAACAUUCAAGUGAUUUUGAUGAUGAAGAGGAAUGGGGAGACACCACAUUAAAGGCCAAAUCUCCUAAGGAGAAGUGUAAUGACCAAGAAGAAACCAGUAAUGGAAGUGAAACACCUCCAACAUCAAAGUUGGUGUCAAAAUUAUUUCCUAAAUUGAAACCUCAGCCAUCUAAACAACAGAUUAAGGAUCAGCAAAAACUACAGACAGUAAACCAUACAGCAGCAAAUGAUGGUGUUCAGUCAAAGGUCUUAAGGGAGAAAUUAGCUGAGCUGGAGAAAGAGAUAGAGAAGUUCCGAAGUGAAAAUGUAAACCUAGACAAACUACGCAAAGAAAGAGAGGAGGGUCUUUCACGUUUAAAGAAAGAAAUAACAGACUUUGAAAAAGAGAAAAAUAAGGAACUGAUUAGAAUACAGGACUAUAAGACUGAAGAAAUGAAGAAAUUAAAGCAUGAAAAGAAAAUGUUUGAAAAGUAUCAGAAGGCAGCUAGAGACAUACCAAAUAAAAAGGAAAGAGAAGAAAUAGAAAUGUUAAAAAAUCAGAUGACAGACUUACAAGAGGAAAUGAAGAGAAAAGAGACAAGAUGGACCUCCAGUAACUCCAGACUAAGGAGUAAGAUAGAACAGUUAGAACAGGAAAACACAGAGUUAAAAGAAGAAAUAAAACUAAUGGAAAAGAGGAGGCUGGAAUGGCUUCAGAAAGAACAAAAUAAUAAGGGAAAAUCUAAAUCAGCACCAAGAAGUAGUACCCCAUCUCAGCUAGUCCCUACACAAAACUCAGCAGACUUUCAGACCACAGACUCGGAUGAAGAGAAGGACCCUGUUAGAGACUCCUCUAGUUCUAAGACAUCAUACUCUCAAAUGUCACUUAGAGCCACACAGUCUGCUACACAAGUCAGAGUUCCAGGUAUUCCAACACAGCAAUCAUCGUCACAACCUUCACUGCCUAACAGAACUGCCCAACCAAAUUAUACCAGUCUUCCAGGAGGUUCAAAGACAGUACAGCCAGGUUUCACUGGCCACCCAGGUCCAUCCAAAACUUCCAAUUUUAGUAGUCAACCUGGUCCAGCUAAGUCACCUCAGCCUGGUUUUAGUAAUGCCCAACAGAAAUCACAGGACCACCUUUUGAGGAUGUCAUUGAUGGAAGAUGUACCCCGGGGUGGAGCAGUGGUAGCUAUGCCACAAGAUACAAGUUUAUAUACAGAUACAGAAGGGGAUACAACAAAUAGUGCUAAUGUACCACGGAAGAGAGCAUCUAAAUAUAGUGUAGAUAGAUCUAUGAUCGAUAAAGGCAAUAGUGGCUACGAUGAAUUUCAGCACAAUGAUGGCAAGAUUGAGAGGAUAUAUAAGACUGGUGCCAGAGAGAUUUUAUUCGGUAAUGGAACCAGGAAGGAGAUAUCAGCUGAUGGAAAAUCAAUUGUAGUAUCAUUCUUCAAUGGAGACAUAAAACAGAUCAUGCCAGAUCAAAGAGUGGUAUAUUACUAUGCUGAAGCUCAGACUACACACUCUCAUUAUCCUGAUGGCCUAGAAGUUCUACAGUUUCCAAACAAUCAAGUAGAGAAACAUUAUCCAGAUGGAACCAAAGAAAUCACAUUUGCAGAUCAGACCAUUAAAUACUUAUUCCCUAAUGGGUCAGAGGAGAGCAUCUUUUCCGAUGGAACUGUUAUAAGAGUAGAUAAGAAUGGGGAUAAAACCAUGGAGUUUCCUAAUGGACAAAGAGAAAUACAUACAAAUGACUAUAAAAAACGAGAAUACCCAGAUGGCACAGUUAAAACUGUUUACCCAGACGGCAGACAGGAAACCAGAUAUUCCAAUGGUAGAAUCCGUGUUAAGGACAGAGAUGGGAAUGUUAUUGUUGACAGACGAUGUUGAUACUAAAUGACAGAACAUAAAAUGUGCAGCAUUACAAAAUAUAAAAUGUGCAGCAUUACAAAAUAUUGUAUCAUAGAAAAAUACUCAGGCAGUGUUACUGUCUUGGCAAGUGUGACCCAAGGCCAAUAUUUAUUUUCGAUUUUUUCUUUAAUCAAGAAGUUGUGUAUUUAUUGAAAAGCUUUAAAUAAAUAAGUAAAUGAAUGGACACAUACAAUCUUUAUUUUAUGAGAAAACAAUAUUUUAUUCAGGAGAAAUAAAUCUUAAGUAAACCAUUCUAAUUAAGUUUACACCUUCUAUCAAAUAGCAUCUGUUUAAUCUUGCAUGCUGAUAGAUAAACAGUAAAAGAUGAUGUAAAACGAUAUAAAAUGAAAAUCUGAAUAGCCUUGUUCUUGAUAUCUUAAUACUAUAAAUACAGAUCUAAAUUACCAUAGAUCUGUUCCUACAAAAAGAGACAUGCAUAAAAAAAUUUAUUUAUUGAAAUUUUUUAUGUCAUCUCGAAACAUGAAAUAUUGCCAUGCUUCAUGAUCUGCAUAUAUUUUUUAAAACCCAGAGUCUUUCAAGCUUUGAAAUAUUGUAAAUAUGCAAUUGGUACAUGUGUAUUUUCUCAUUAUACUGGCAUUGCUGUAACUGUUGUAAUUGGUACAUGUGUAUUUUCUCAUUAUACUGGCAUUGCUGUAACUGUUGUAUUUUGCACAUGUACAUUUUCUCAUUUGCUGUAACUGUUGUAAUUGGCACAUGCACAUUUUUUCACUUGCUGUAACUGUUGUCAUUUUUUCAGGUACAUAAUUUUAAAGGAGGCAGCCAUUUUACCUGUAUAUAAAAGCACAUGCAUAUAAAACAUCACAAGGUGCCUGUCAAGUUUAAUUUGUUCCACUAUUUUGGUGCUAUUUCAUCACAAAUUAUUUAUUUUCAUUUCUCAUCUGAACGUUUAAAGAUAAUAUUGUUUGUACAAGAAACAUUUUUUUUUUUAAUUUUUUGUGAAAAGUGUUUGUAAAAAUGCUGAUCAAAGGAGAAACAAGACUCAUGAUGUAUUAUAUUCAUGGAUUCAAAUGUAAAGGUAGACAAUUUAUGUGAAUUAUACAUUGGAUUAAGGUAUUUAUGGACACUGUGUCAUUGUUAUAAUUCUAUUUUCUCAGAGAGCCAGGUGUUGGUGGUUUUUGUGCGGUAUGAUGGACUAUCCAUAAUUUGUGGUUGUUCCUGCUUUUUAUGCCUUAUUUUUAGCUUACCUGGCCCAAAGGGCCAAGUGAGCUUUUCUCAUCACUUGGCAUCCAUCAUCAUCCAUUGUCCAUCGAUGUCCGUUAUCUUUUACAAAAAUCUCCUCUGACUACUGGGCCAAAUUUAACCAAGCUUGGCCACAAUUAUCAUUGGGGUAUCUUGUUUAAAAAAUGUGUCCGAUGACCCUGCCUGCCAACCCAAGAUGGCCGACAUGACAAAAAAUAUAACAUAGGGGUAAAAUACAAGUUUUGUCUAUUAUUUUGAAAACCAUUAUAAAUAGAGAAAAUCUGACAAAUCAAAAAUGUUCAGAAUUUUGAGCUCUACCAAUUGUCAUCAUUCUUUAAAACUGUCAGACAACUUCUUAUAGGAGUUAUUGCCCUUAAAUGACAUAAUUUUACCAUUUUUUUUUCAUUUUUGCCUAUUAUCUUGAAAACUAUAAUAGAUAGAGCGAAACUUUAAAUUGCAAAAAUGAUCAGCAAGACAAGUUCUACAAAUAAGUUUUGCAUGAUUUAAAUCUUCAGCUAACUCCUUAUUAGAGUUAUUGCCCUUUGAUGAGGAUUUUUACCAAUUUUUUGCGUUUUGCCUUAUAUGAUAAAAAUUAUAAUAGAUAAAUAGACACUUUAAAUGACAAAAAUUAUCAGCAAGGCAAGAUCUACUAACAAGUUAAAUUUUGCUGAUAUAGUUAGUAGACUGUCACUCUUUAUAGAAACGAUUGCCCUUAAAUGAGAAUUUUUUUUUACUCUCUUUUGUUUUUUGAGCAAAAACUAAAGAAGAUAGAGAGAAACUAAACAGACUAAAUGAUCAGCAGUAGACAGUACACUGUUGGAGAGUGUCUUUUGUUGAAUAUGCACAUAGAAGACCAAGGUGAGCGACACCGGCUCUUUAGAACCUCUAGUUUCUACACUAAUCUGUUGUCAAAUACAUGCAUUUCUUGUCAAAACUUUAAAAAGGAAUACAUGUAAGCCAUAUUGAUUGAAAAUGAAACCCCAAAGCGUCUGUAAUGUUAAGAAUACAUUUGUGUAUUUGUAAGAAACUACUUGAAACAAUUGCAUUAUGUAUUUACCGGUAGUCAAAAUAAUAUACAUUUACACAGUAGCCUCAAAUUGCUUGGGUGCUGUAAAAAUUUUAAACAAGUAGACAGAGUUGUCUAAAUUUUUUUUUGGCUAGAUUUUCAUGUUGAGAAUAGUUUUCUGUAGUUUUGACUUUUUAUACGCCUGUCA
Molecule: messenger RNA, 7887 nt
Organism: Mytilus californianus (California mussel)
Lineage: Eukaryota; Metazoa; Mollusca; Bivalvia; Mytilida; Mytilidae
Product: centromere protein J-like
Exons: 24
Coding region: 167-5452 (1761 amino acids)
Biological process (GO): centriole elongation; cilium assembly
Cellular component (GO): centrosome; nucleus; centriole
Molecular function (GO): tubulin binding
Source: RefSeq, a predicted model, not a curated record